Molecule: messenger RNA, 543 nt
Organism: Durusdinium trenchii
Lineage: Eukaryota; Dinophyceae; Suessiales; Symbiodiniaceae
Source: the annotation of a GenBank genome assembly
AUGCUACACAUGUAUUUCAUUGACUACAUUGUGCUGAGCCCAUCGACUGCAAACAAGGUGCUCCAGGAAGAAUUGGAUUGGUCAGUUUCCCGGCCAAGUUCUCGAGCAAAUGGCCAGUCACUGAACAUCAGUGACAAACAAGCUUUCAUCAAGAGCCUCACUGCGAAUGAGUACGACUUCUACCUGAAGUACCGAUCUCUUGCUCCUCGGGGACUUUACAGCCUGAACCAGAAUCCACGCGUGAGGGGAAUGAAGUCAAAGCUGAACCAGGACAUGUCAACGUUGAUCAAGAGCGGUACACUGUGGUUCUCAGACUAUCAUUCCAGAUGGUUGUCUGCAAUGGAGGCAUUGACAUGCCAGGGGUUUCCAGUGCACGCCAAGUGGAGCUAUGGUGAGCCGUGCUGCAGCUUUGCAAUGCGAAAUUUAGGAUUGUCCACCGCACCACUACCUGGACGCUCUGCUAUCAUUGGACAAGCUGGAAACAGCACACACACAAGCAUCAGCUUGCAUCCUUACAUAUUGCCUCAUGGAGAUCAAGAUUGA